AUGGAUGUAGUUAGAGAAGAACAAGUUGCCUUCAGAGAGGAGAUGGACUCUGUCAAAAGCAAGAUCGAACAGAUCUUUGAGGCUAUACAAGCUCUGGCUAGAAGGGAAGAAGAGGCUCGUGUUGCCGCUGCUGCAAGGAACGAUGCUCUAGUUCAAGGGGUUACUCUUCAGUCAGGACCUUCAGUUCCUAUUCCAAAUCCUGUUAUCUACGGUCUUCCUCCAGGCUUUGUUCCACCGCCUGAAAGAACUCAUGUGCCUCCACCUGCGCAUACUUCUGGAGUAGAUGAUGGAGUCGCUGUGCAAGGACCACCGGUAGUCAAUCAAGUGGUCAUUCCCCGCACUGAUGAGGAGCUCCAAGACGAGUUUGAAAUGCAGAAUUACAAUGGAGCUACUCCAGUGGUCAUCCCUACUGUUGCCCAAGAUUCCGAGGCUAUCUUGAUGUGUCGUGCUCUGGCCGAAAAGCUAAGAAUCUUGGAAGGACAUAACUCAACCCGAUUGAGUGCCUUAGAGAUGUGUCUGGUCCCAGACGUGGUGAUUCCUCCAAAAUUCAAAGCGCCGGAAUUUGAAAAAUACAAAGGCCUCACUUGUCCUAACAUACAUUUAAAAAUGUAUUGCAGAAAAAUGGUUGCCUAUGCCAGAGAUGAUAAGCUCAUGAUCCAUUGCUUUCAGGACAGUCUAACUGGGGCAUCUUUGGACUGGUACAUGCAGUUGGAAUGUAGCAACAUCCACACUUGGGAUGAGUUGGAUGAAGCAUUCGCAAAGCAAUACAAAUAUAAUACUGACAUGGCACCAAACCGUACUCAUCUUCAGAGUAUGGCCCAGAAAGACAAUGAAUCUUUUAAAGAAUACGCACAACGCUGGAGAGAAUUGGCUGCAAGGGUGCACCCGCCGCUGGUUGAUCGUGAAUUGAUUGACAUUUUCAUGGGAACCUUGCAGGGCCAAUAUUAUGAAAGAUUGAUCAGUAGUGUGUCCACAGGAUUUUCUGACAUGGUGAUCGUGGGAGAAAGAGUAGAAGAAGGACUGAAGAGUGGUAAAAUCUAG
Molecule: messenger RNA, 1041 nt
Organism: Lathyrus oleraceus (garden pea)
Lineage: Eukaryota; Viridiplantae; Streptophyta; Magnoliopsida; Fabales; Fabaceae
Exons: 1
Coding region: 1-1041 (346 amino acids)
Source: RefSeq, a predicted model, not a curated record